Molecule: messenger RNA, 844 nt
Organism: Cuscuta epithymum
Lineage: Eukaryota; Viridiplantae; Streptophyta; Magnoliopsida; Solanales; Convolvulaceae
Source: the annotation of a GenBank genome assembly
UCUGCCAAAUAAGAGUUUUGGAAACUUUUGGAGUCUGCCAAAACUUCUCCCUUUGAACGCCUACAUAUAUACACACCGUAUAUACGAACGCCUAGCGAUGUCGUUCUGCCAAAACUUCUCCCUUUGAACGCCUAGCGAUCUCGUUCUGCACCCCAUCUCCAGUAUUAUGGACUCCCACCAUGGCUACCCUUUCAUGACUCCUGAAGAGCGUGAAUUAAAUCUCCUUUAUGACGAAGCAAUAAAUGUUACUGGUGGCUUCGAUGUUCCAAAGUUUCCUGAUGAAUUUGUGAUGGAGGGGCAGAUAGUUCCAGUGGUGUUUGCACAUUCGGAGUACAUGCGUGAAAUAGGUUCCAGAUAUUGCAAGCUUGCAAUUGAGACAUAUAACAAGCAGCAUAAUACGAACUUUCAAUUCACGGAGUUAAUCAAGUGGAAUGCAGCAGCCCUUCUAAACUAUAUCACCUUCAAGGCCAUCGAUCAGAAUUCAUUUGGCAGACCGAUGAAAACAUUUCAAGCUGAAAUCUAUGACCAUCCCGGCAAAGAUGAACUUGAUCAGGUUGAGGUAGAGUUCUGUCGGUUGGCACCUCCUGACCUUUGAAGGCAGGCAGGUAGCUAAUGUUUUAAUUUUGUAUGCAAGCAAUACUUGUGGUAAUGUGAUUUUUUCAACUAUAUCAUCUGUAUACUUGGGAAUGAUGUGAGAAGUAUGGGUUACCUAAGCUAGUUUUCUCCACAAUGUUGGAAAGUAUUUCAUUCAAAUGUCCUUGGUCCAUUUACAACAUAAUUUGACGUAUAUAUUGAGGACUUUUAUGUCUUAUCAUUAUGUUUACCAUAUGACAGGAUUGAUCCU